Molecule: messenger RNA, 1143 nt
Organism: Fusarium vanettenii 77-13-4
Lineage: Eukaryota; Fungi; Ascomycota; Sordariomycetes; Hypocreales; Nectriaceae
Exons: 2
Coding region: 1-1143 (380 amino acids)
Biological process (GO): regulation of DNA-templated transcription
Molecular function (GO): DNA-binding transcription factor activity
Source: RefSeq, a predicted model, not a curated record
AUGAGACAACCAGCCAGACAGAAGGAUGAAGCCAUCGAGGCACGCCGAGAGCGAAACCGCCGAGCCCAGCAAGUCUUUCGCCAGCGUCGACAGGCCAGCAAGGAGGCACAGCGGUGCCGAAUCCAGCAGCUCGAGAAUACGGUUGAGGAGCUGAGCAACGUCAUUAUAAGCUUCUGCGACGAGAUGAUCGGGACCGAGGAGGUUGCGAGGGAACAAAGGUUAAUGGCUCGACUCCAGCGCUGCACGGCGCAGGCUCUCGUCCUAGCAAGGUCAGCUUCCAACACAAACGCAAACUACACGGCUCGAGAGAUAGAAGACGAUGAGCGGAAGACGGAAGAAUACAAGUACCCGACUAAGAAACCGAACCAGAAGAUUGUGGAUUCCACCCUGCCACGGGCAUCUUCAUGUCAUAGCCACGACAGCGCCCACGCAAUGACGCCCCCCCUCAUUGACCAAGCUUGGCUUCAGACGCACCAACAUGACAUGGACACCAGCUCUUCUUUCCCGCUCCAUCUUGUCGAGACGACCCUCUCCCGAGCAUAUCUGUACCUCAAUGGCGAUGUUCACAUAGCGGCCGAAGACAUGGAGCGCGCAUUCGGUCACUCGCUGCGCCUCCAUACACACCAGCAGGUCUUGGCCCACCUGCGGUGGCUGCUCGGGGCGGGCAAGGACAAGAUGCGUCAAGCGACGGGAAUCAACUGGAGUACAAAGGCCUGGGCUGAUGGCGGUGACAGCACGGAUCUGUUUUGGCCGUUCAAAGAGGAUGGCAGUAUCGGCACAGAUGAUGGAUCGGAAGACGACUCACAGCCCGAGUUUCUCACCGCCCUAGGCGUCCAGGAGCAACUCGAGAGCCUUGGGGCCAAGGUCCUUGGCUCAGACUUGAUGGAGUUGAGCAUCAGCGGAUACGAAUCGCUUCAGAUCUACAGCAGCGCAGACUCAGGCCCUGCUUCGCUUGGUGCUGUUCGACCCGCACGCGCUCCUAGCUCGGUGGGAUCGGCCGCCUUGAUAGUGUGGCUAAACACAUCUCUUCUCACAACCAACCUGGCCGACCUCGCCAUGUGCUUGGAGAAGGGACCUGUAUAUCCGCGCCACGGGGUUGCUAGGGCAGUAGAAGCAUCUGUGAUAAUGGCUCAUGGGGGGUGA